Molecule: messenger RNA, 748 nt
Organism: Drosophila novamexicana
Lineage: Eukaryota; Metazoa; Arthropoda; Insecta; Diptera; Drosophilidae
Product: glutathione S-transferase 1-like
Exons: 1
Coding region: 27-692 (221 amino acids)
Biological process (GO): glutathione metabolic process
Molecular function (GO): glutathione transferase activity
Source: RefSeq, a predicted model, not a curated record
ACGUUGACACGUCGAUCAGGUUGAACAUGGGUAAGCUAGUACUAUACGGUGUGGAUGCCAGCCCUCCAGUGCGUGCUGUCAAGCUGACGCUGGCUGCACUGCAGCUGCCCUACGAGUACACGGUGGUCAAUGUCCUGAACAAGGAGCAGUUCUCCGAGGCAUAUCUGAAGAAGAAUCCGCAGCACACGGUGCCCCUGCUGGAGGACGGAGAGGCGCUCAUUUGGGACUCGCAUGCCAUAAUCGCAUAUCUGGUGGGCAAAUACGCCAAGGACGACUCGCUGUAUCCCAAGGAUCUGCUCAAGCGCGCCGUCGUGGAUCAGCGCCUGCACUUCGAGGGCGGAGUCGUGUUCGCCAAUGCUCUGCGCAGCAUUACCAAAUACGUUCUCUUCCUGGGCAAGACUGAGGUGCCCAAGGAGCGCAUCGAGGCAAUUACCGAGGCGUACGAUUUCGUCGAGUCCUUCCUCAAGGAUAACAAGUACAUUGCCGGCGAUCAGCUAACCAUUGCCGACUUCAGUCUCAUCUCGUCGAUCACCUCGCUGGUGCCCUACAUCCCCAUCGAGGCCACAAAGUACCCCAAGCUGAGCGCAUGGAUCAAGCGCCUGGAGCAGCUGCCCUACUAUGCGGAAAAUGCGAAGGGUGCAGAGCAAUUUGCGGCUGUUAUUAAAAGCAAAAAGUUCACAGUAGUUGACUAAGUGAGUCCGCAUUAUUAGUUUUCCAAUAACUUUUCAAUAAAUGUUUUAUGAUUAUU